CAUUAUUAUGUCACUUUGUUUUGAUUUUGAUCGAAUUGCUCAGCUGAGUUAUUCAAAAAUAUUCUUUUGAUUUCUGUAAUAGGUAUCUAUUUAAAGUUGUUUUUAAAUUAUUUGUAAAUUAUAAAGUUAUUACCUUUAAAUUACAAACAAAAAAAUGGUUACAUUUGCACCUGAUGAAGUGGGUUUACAAGAUAAAUCGCCUUGUGCAGGUAUCAGAGCAGAUCUUAAAAUGUGUUUACUAAAUAGUGAUUGCUGUAGAAAGGAAAGAAAGACACCUCGCGAAUGUCUUAAAGACGGAGUAGUUCCUGACGAAUGUAUUCAAUUAAGGCAGUCAUUCUUUGAAUGUAAACGAUCGCUACUUGACAAUAGAAGAAGAUUUAGAGGGCAUAAAGGUUAUUAGAAUAAGUUUAUUUUAAUGUUUAAUGAUAUUACAUUAAUGUUAUUGUUGACUAUGUAAUAACAGUGAAAUAGUUUUAAUAAAUGUUAUUUUAAAGAAA
Galleria mellonella (greater wax moth) is the source of this 497-nucleotide messenger RNA. RefSeq names its product cytochrome c oxidase assembly factor 5. Gene Ontology annotation, biological process: mitochondrial respiratory chain complex IV assembly. Gene Ontology annotation, cellular component: mitochondrion. Bases 155 to 400 code for a protein of 81 amino acids. Lineage: Eukaryota; Metazoa; Arthropoda; Insecta; Lepidoptera; Pyralidae. The transcript has 3 exons. The record is from RefSeq and is a predicted model, not a curated record.